This is a messenger RNA of Linum trigynum, 4056 nucleotides long. The record is from the annotation of a GenBank genome assembly. Lineage: Eukaryota; Viridiplantae; Streptophyta; Magnoliopsida; Malpighiales; Linaceae.
ACAAACAUUCAUUCUUUCUGACGUCGAUCGAUCCGAACAUGGAAGCGAAACUGAUCUGGUGGUCACCUUCUCCAUCAUGGCUGAUGCUUUCCACCUUAUGCCUACUUCUGUGUGCACCACAGUUACAAACGAGUAGCGCUACUGUCGCUGCAGCCGGGACGGUCCCGAUUCCGGCAGGAAACGUUGUCCCAUCCGCUGGGGUCAAACUCACGUCUGGAAAAGACGAAGCGAUGAUCGACAAUGGAAUCAUACAACUGACGUUGACGAAUCCAGGAGGGUUUGUCCGUGCACUGAAAUACCAAGGCGUCGAGAACGUGUUGGAAACACACGAGCCCGAUGAUUUUGGAGGGUAUUUUGAUGUCUCAUGGGAUCACCCAGGAGGAGAAGGGAAGACUGAACAGGUGGUGGGAACGAAGUUUACCGUCAUAACUGAAACUGAAGAUCAAGUAGAGCUGUCCUUCAGCAGCUCAUGGGCUGCUUCUCCAAAGGAUUUGGUCCCACUCAACGUUGACAAAAGGUUCAUAGUAAGAAAGGGUGUCUCAGGUUUUUACUGGUACGUGAUCGUCGAGAGACUCAAAGGAUGGCCCGACGUCGACAUGGAUCAACACCGAAUGGUUUUCCGGCCCAAAAUAACCAUGUUCAAGUACAUGGCAGUAUCCGACGAAAUCCAGAAGAUGAUGCCUGCUUACAAAGACAGAGAGACUGGAGAGAAGCUUGCGUACCCAGAAGCCGUGCUCUUGACCACUGCGAUCGAGCCCGAGUUCAAAGACCAGGUGGACGACAAGUAUCAAUACUCCAUGGAGAUCAAAGAUCACAAGCUCAAAGGCUGGAUCUCCGACGAUCCGAAAAUAGGGUUCUGGGUGAUUUCGCCUAGCGAGGAGUACGUCGCCGGCGGACCCAACAAGCCUGAACUUACCUGUCACUGCGGACCCAUUUGCCUUGCUAUGUUUACCAGCGUGCACUAUUCUGGGUUGGAUAUGGUGACGGAGUAUAGGAAUGGAGAGCCAUGGAAGAAGGUGUUUGGGCCGGUUAUGGUGUAUUUGAACUCUAUUGUUCCCUCAAACGAUCAUGCGGCUCUUUGGCAAGAUGCAAAAGCACAGAUGGAGAAAGAAGUGAAGAACUGGCCCUACAGUUUUGUUCAAUCGGAAGAUUAUCUUCCGGCUGCUAAACGAGGAAGUGUUUCUGGCCAACUACUGGUGGAUGACAAAGUUUUAAGUCCGACUCCAAAAGAGGCAUGCACAGCAUAUGUGGGUUUGGCAUUACCAGGAACCACCGAAGUCGCGUUUCAAUUCGAUGUCAAGGGUUAUCAAUUUUGGACACAAACAGAUCAAAAAGGAAAUUUCGUGAUUAAAAAUGUGAGACCUGGAGACUACAAUUUAUACGGUUGGGUUCCAGGGGUUGUGGGCACAUUCAAGCAUCCCGAUCUUAUUACCAUUCAACCAGGGAAUGAGGUCAAAUUAGGUCCAGUUACCUACAAGGCUCCGAGAAAUGGUCCAACAUUGUGGGAAAUUGGCAUUCCAGACCGUUCUGCUGCCGAGUUCUUUGUCCCAGACCCAGAUCCGAAGUUUGUCAAUAAAUUCUUCGUCGACAAACCAAACGAUAAGUACAGACAAUAUGGACUGUGGCUCCGGUAUCCUGAACUAUAUCCUAAGAGUGAUCUUGUUUUUGAUAUCGGUGUUAGUAAUUACAGCAAGGAUUGGUUCUUUGCUCAUGUUCUAAGAGAAGUAAAGCCGGGUGAUUGUGAACCGACCACAUGGCAGAUCAAUUUUGACCUCCCAGAUGUACCCCCAGCUGGAAAUUACACUCUUCAACUGGCAUUGGCAGGCGCACUAGAGACAAAUACAUUUGUUUACGUGAACAAUUUAAAUGCUAAAGCUCCAGCAUUUGCUACAGAGAGAGUGGGAAAAGACAAUGCAAUUGCGAGACAUGGAAUUCAUGGAAUUUACUGGUUCUUCAGUGCAGGUCUACCUUCAAAUUUAUUUGUCAAAGGGAAGAACUCAAUCUUUCUUCGUGCGGCAAGAUCUGGAGGCUUCCCUUUUAUGGGAGUCAUGUAUGAUUACAUUAGACUUGAAGCACCUCCUACCCAACCAUAAACACCUCAAUCUUCAUUCCCAUUUUUUCAUUUCUUAUAAUUAUAUAUUGAGUUAUUUUUAUGUUUGAAAGAAAUUUUUUUUUUGAGGGAGAGGCUUGUAAGUGGAAUUUCACUUUAAUAUAUAUUUGUAAACACCAUCCAUUGUUUCACCUUUUAUUUGUCAACUCUUUCAUCCAUCAGUUUUGAAUAAGCAGCCAUUGGCUUAGUUAACCAGGUUGGUAGUAGGAAGAUCAAUGAGGUUGUUGUAUUUAGAAAUAAAAAAUAAGUUGUAAACAAUUAUGACAUUGUUGAUGGGAGUGAUCAAUCUCUCAUUGCUAAUGUAUCUUCUCUUUAAUAUUUGCCGUGCACUUUCAUCUUUUGCUUCCCCUUUUGGCUAAAAUAUAUCUUAGUUUUGUUGUUUGUAAUAGGGCUUAUGAGUCUACACCAAACUGUCGUGACUCGUGAGUGUCAACUCUUGAAUGGACAAGGUUGCACUAUGCUGAUAACCUUUUCUAACUGCUCUUUACCCAUGUUCCAUAGAUCUCUUCAUUUUGCUAGCUUUUGUUUCAUGAUGACAAAAUCAAUUAUACACAUGUUUAGCUCCUUUUUACUCUAUACAGUAUUAUUUAAUGAUAUUUCCAAGUCUCAAGCCUAGAUAUAUACAGAUCGUCGUUGAUGGUUGCAUGAUUUGGAACAUUAAAGGCAUAAUUGGAGCUCAAACAAAGAUCAUAUACCAAAUUUACCUUGUUGGUAUCACUUGUUUUUCAUCUUGUCCACAUACUCCUUAGUAUAAUGGGUGUGCCGAGAGUAACCAUCGUUACACUAUUGAUAAUGGCCUUGCAAUGUUAUGCCAAGACCAUGUUCCACAACAAAGUAUUGACUUCUUGCAUUUGACACCGCAUCUUACUUCUUGCAAUCCUACUCCUCUUAUCAAUUAUGUCUCUCUCUUUUUUGUGUUAUUUUAAUGCAAACCUUACAUUUCAAUCUUCAAUCUUUUUUAUAAGCUGUGUUAUCUUUCGUGAUGUGCAUAAAUUAGACCAGCUUUCUUUUAUGUGCUUUUUUCUCCCAAGUAAUGACAUGAGAAAAAAAUAGUUAGAAACCUCUACCCAAAAUCCCACCCAAAGCAACACUUAGUGAAGCCACCCUACAAAAUCAAAAGACGCUACCUCUAAAAAAACAUCAACAGAGUUUUAGGUGCCACUCUAUGUGCCUUGCUUGGCUAUAAAAAGUUACCUAGAGGAUAUUACUGUAUUCAUCAUGCCCAUCAAGUUCUGGUUGAUGAGGCUACAUUUCCUUUUGCAUAUCCAAAGUCCAAGUCAUUACCACUUAAUAGACUGAUCUACUACAAUAAUCCUCAAACUAGAGCCCAAUCACAUUACCCAAUCCAAUCCCUCAAGCUCACUUUCUCAACCCACUACUCCUACGGCUACCUCCGCCUCAUCUAACCCGUAAGCCAUACCACAUACCCUUUACCUAUUUUUCCAACUCUUAUUUUAUUUAAUGACUCAAAUCGGCGAUAAUUCCAUCUCCUUAAGUUGAAAUACAGUCUCCAUAAGGGGCAUUGACUCGGAUUAAAUGUUUAGUCACAACUCUCACUCAGUUUGGAUUAUCAAUAUCAUGUAAUAGAAUUUUACCCGGCCGGUUGGCCAGAUAUGGGUAUUUCAUACAUACAACAUCUAAGCGUUGUCUGGUCUUUUCCCUAAUUUUAAAAAUAGAAAUAUAUAUACUUUCUUCUUCAUGGGAACCCUAAUAACAAACAAAGGAAACUGUAUCGGAACCGGAAAAGUGAAUGUUAGUAUAUUUUGUACUAAAAUCAUGGUUUAAUCGUGAUUGAAUCGUUUCCUACCAUUAAAAUCACCUAUCAUUUUUUGUACAGUAUCUGGUAUUUCCAAUCCAACCGGUUGGUACAAUAGGGUUUCCUAAACCUUGUUUCAAACACAUAUGAAACUAUCAGGAUGGAGCGGAAAUAAGUCUAAUCUAAUGUC